This is a messenger RNA of Calypte anna (Anna's hummingbird), 1604 nucleotides long. It is a transcript of the gene GALR3, whose product is annotated as galanin receptor 3. Gene Ontology annotation, molecular function: G protein-coupled receptor activity. Lineage: Eukaryota; Metazoa; Chordata; Aves; Apodiformes; Trochilidae. Gene Ontology annotation, cellular component: membrane. Bases 4 to 1455 code for a protein of 483 amino acids. The transcript has 2 exons. The record is from RefSeq and is a predicted model, not a curated record. Gene Ontology annotation, biological process: G protein-coupled receptor signaling pathway.
UUGAUGUCAUCAUUUAAUGAGCUGGUUGGGAUUGGAGCCUCUGGGAGAAACGUGGGUGUCAGACAAAGCCUAGGAUCGGGCACCUUAGGGCCAGAGCUCUUGGUGGCUGCUGUGGUCGAUGCUGAGCAGUGUCCACUUGCCCAUGGCCAUGGACAGGUGCUGUGUCUCCCUUUUUCCCCACGCAGGUCCCUGCAGUCAGAUGGGGAGAUGCCAGGAGGCUGGAAUGCCUCCUCUGACAGCCCGGAGCUACGAGCUGCAGGGAUUAUCGUACCCAUCAUCUUCUCCCUCAUUUUCCUCCUGGGCACUGUGGGCAAUGGGCUGGUGCUGGCCGUGCUGCUGCGGAAUGGCCAAGUCAAGUACAACACCACCAACCUCUUCAUCCUUAACCUGGCCAUGGCCGACCUCUGCUUCAUCAUCUGCUGCGUCCCCUUCCAGGCCACCAUUUACACCCUGGAUGGGUGGCUCUUUGGGGCCUUUGCCUGUAAGGCUGUGCAUUUCCUGAUCUACCUCACCAUGUAUGCCAGCAGCUUUACCCUGGCUGCUGUCUCCGUCGACAGGUACCUGGCAAUUCGCUAUCCACUGAAGUCCCGAGAUCUCCGCACCUCACGAAAAGCAGGAGUGGCCAUUGUAGUGAUCUGGUCUCUGUCUCUGCUCUUCGCAGGGCCUUACCUCAGUUACUACCAGAUAGUCCAUUACCAUGGGGUGCCCAUCUGUGUCCCCAUCUGGGAGGACCAGCGCCGAAAGAUUCUGGACAUCUUGACAUUUGUCUUUGGAUACCUCCUGCCCGUGACUGUGGUGAGCUUGGCAUACGCCAGGACCAUCAAGUUCCUGUGGACCUCCGUAGACCCCAUAGAAAGGAUCUCAGAGUCGAGGAAGGCCAAGUGUAAGGUCACUAAGAUGAUUGUGGCUGUGGCCAUCUUGUUCUGCCUUUGCUGGCUGCCUCACCACCUGGUCAUCCUGUGCUUCUGGUUUGGCCACUUCCCCUUCAAUCGAGCCACUUAUGCCUGCCGCCUGGCUUCCCACUGUCUUUCAUAUGCUAACUCCUGCCUCAACCCCAUUGUCUACGCCCUCAUCUCCAAGCAUUUCCGCAAGCGUUUCAAGCAGGUCUUCACCUGCCUCUUCUUCAAGAACAAAACCGGGAAGAAGAAGAAGAGAGUUGGAAAGAAAGUCCACGUGGUCAACACAAGCAAAGGUUUCACCAACAGCACCAGAGGUUUCUAUGGAGGCAACACGGAGGUCCCAGAGGGGAGCACCAGAAAGAGGGACCCUGAAGGUGCCAGUCAUGAUGCCAGAGCAUGGACUCACCAGGUACAAGAUGCCAUGGUCUUUGUUCAGAAGGAGCUGUUGGAAGAGGAAAGUUUGGCACCAGGUGGCCAUCCCAUACCCAUGACUCCUGCAGGAGGAACUCAGGAGUUCCUCACUGUUCAUUACAGAUGUUUUCCAGACUGUGAGUAACUACUCCAUUCCCAAAAAGGCAGAAUAAUGUGGGGCAAGGAGGAAUGGAUGCAGCAGAGCCCCUGAAAGCUCCUGAGAGGCCUUGGUAACCAAUUGUCCUCACUCAUCUUCCCUCACUGUCCUACAGAAUUCACCUAGGCACAAUCCAC